AUGAAGCGCCCCGCUACGCGUGGCGCCGCGCCCGGUGAUGCCAAGAAGCCCCGGACGGAUGCGACUCCGCCAGAGUUCUGGGACUACGAGACAAAUCCGUCAAUGUGGCUCGGUGGCUGUGGGAAACAUGCAACUGACCGCACGAAGCACAAAGCCAAGGAGGUGACAAAGGGCGUAGCUGCUGGUGAGCAAAUGUUUAAGGCUUGUCCUGGAAAUACCCAGUGCAUUGUGCUGUCCAAGGGGGUGUUCGCAAAACCUGGAGAGAAGGUGACGAUCGAGGUGACCUUGACGACACACAUGAAGAAUUGUGACUUCUACGUGGGCCUGUUGGGGCAGAAUGGCCUCGGCACCUAUGACGGCGAGGUCUACGUCGCGCUGGGCGGAGUAGGGCUUACUGGGGUCUGCCAGAAAUUCCAAGAUGCCGAGUGUGGCCGUAAACUCAGCGACAGCUUUCCUGCAAUUCAGAUCGGACAAACAGUUCGGAUGUCUCUUUCCAUCGAUGAGAACGAGGAUGUCUUGCAGUAUUGGAUCAACGACGAGGAGGUGAUGGCUCCAGACCUGGUGGAGGCCGCCAGCGAGCUUCGAAGCAAGGCCACUCGAAGUGGUCCUUGGUGUGGUUGGAGGCUCUUCAUCGGUCUCACCUCGGCGACAUGUACCGUGAAGACUCCGUCCGGAGUGCGGAAUCGGGACGGAGAUCGGGUGGUGUUCCAGGAGCUGCGCCAGCGGCAGCGGUUGACACAGCAACGAAUGGAGGAGAAAUGCAAGGAGCAGAAGGCCAAGACUCAGGAUGAGGCGGAGCUUCGGAUCUUCGAGCUCCGCGAAGGCGAGGCCUCGUUGACGGCCCAGCUGCAGCAGUUGCACACAGCUGCGCAGCCGGAGCAGGACUUAGCGGCUUCGCUGGCGGCCGGGCUCGCGGCCAAGGCCAGCGCUUUGGAGGAGGAUCGACAGAUAGUAGAGGAUCUUCGUCGCGCAAAGGAAGACACCGAGCGGCAAAGCUCUUCGAAGCGUCAUGUCCUCCAGCUGCUAGAGCUGGCUCGAGCGGAGGAGCGUCAUCAGCAGCAAGCACGACAGCAGGUCUUGGAAGAGAACGUUCCACGAGCACGACAGUUGCACAACAGUGCCUCGACAUGGAACAUCCGGGUCUUCUGCCGCUUCCGGCCUUUGCUGCCCAGGGAGUCGGAGGAAGCCAAGGUGGUGUUCCAUGAAGAUGAGCAGAGCAUCACCUUGCAGUCGGAGAUGCUUAGAAGUGUCACAGGGCUCAGUGAGCAUUGCAACUCCUACGAGUUCCAGUUUGAUCAGAUCUUCGGACCACAGGCCACGCAGCUGGAUGUCUUUGAAGAGCUCUCCCUCUUGGUGCAGUCGGCGUUGGAUGGCUACAAGGUGGCAAUCUUUGCCUAUGGCCAGACAGGAGGCGGCAAGACCUACACCAUGGAUGGUCCCCGCGACACCACGACCGUCGCUGCGGUUCCAGACACCGACGCUGGGGUGAUCCCACGCGCGGUGGAUCUGGUAUUCCGUGAGGUGGAGGAGCUUCGCAGCAAAGGAUGGGACUUUGAAGUCAAGUGCACCUUGCUCGAGGUCUACAACGAGUCGGUCUUUGACAUCUUGGGUCCCCGAAACAGUGAGAAGGAGCGAUCUGGCGCGCACGGCACCGACAGCCGGCAGGCCAUCGAUCACUUCACCGAGCGGCCGGUGCGGGAUGCUGCGGCGGUGCACAAGCUCUUGGCCAAGGCCGCCAGGGAGCGCCACACAGCAGCCACCGCGCUGAAUGACCGGUCCAGUCGAUCACAUGCCGUGUUCCAGCUUUCUCUGGAGGGUCAUAGCCAGGCUUCCCUUCCUUCGCGCUCGGGCCUGCUGUCGCUGGUGGACCUGGCGGGCUCUGAGCGGGUCAUGCAGUCCCAGGUCACCGGCGAGCACCUCAAGGAGGCGCAAUACAUCAAUCGCUCUCUCUCGGCCCUAGGUGACGUGAUUGAAGCGCUGAAGCGGAAGAAGCCAGGAGGUGCAUGCACCGUGGCGGUGUCAAUGGGUCGAAUGGUGGCCGCUAUGAUCAAAGACUUUUGGGAACUCUUGGAUCCAUUUGCCACUGCCAUCAACGAUGCUGGACCGGAAAGAGGUGGAGCGAUGCGCGAUGAGAAAGUGCUCUUGUUCAUCGUGUGGGACCUCAUGAAUGCUGCCUUUCACUUGCUGGAGGCUGCCUAUGAUGCCACAAUUCAUGUUCUGCGUACAAAUGAGAUUGGAAGAAGUGCUACAUCCAGAAGCCAUCACUUGACUGCGUCGCACGAUCGCUUAGCGGAUGGCUUGUGGCUCUUCUUGGACAUCUACGAUCGCAUGGCUGCUGCGAUUGGCGUCGGGACUCACGGCUUGGGCGACUCAAACCCUUUGAGGCGUUUUCUCCAAGAUGUGCCUGAUGGCCGCGUGUUGGCAACAGUGGAAGAUUGGAUGCCGGACAUAAAGACGAGCACGGACCAUGCGGUGGCCUGGUGCGAGAUGUUGCUGGGAGCCCUACAGCGGAUCCAUGGCAACGUCUCCUCUGCGCUCCAGCUGUCCUCCGGUGUCUUGAUCGGCUACCGGAGUUUGCCUCAGCUGGAGCAAUCCUUCGACGUCCCUUCUCAUCUCGCAUACUUGGACAUGCAGCCCAAUUGGACCACCUCGUUGCUACGUUUGAUUCACCAAGAUCACUCAGGGCUGCCAAUGCUGAGCAGAAGCUCUUCCUUUUGUGAGGAGCGGAUCCCCUGGACGGACGGAUCUCCGGGCCGACGCGGGGCCCGGGCCUUUUGGUUUGAUGCCACCGGGUUGCCGGCCAUGGUGAGGCCCUUGACAAGUCUCUUGGACGAGAUUCAGCAGACACACCAGCUCAGCUAUACCGUUUGGUCGCUCCAAUCGGCUCAUUUCCCGGUGCCCAGCUGUCGCCCUGACUUCGAAGUGCUCUACGAUCCCACCGCCUGCCUGGAAGGUUGGGCCAAAUAUAUUUACAUCGAAUCAGUGGAUGGAUCUUUGCUGGGCCGAUAUGAGCCUCGUGCCUGGCGAGAGCGCGAGAUAGAAUCAUCCCUCCACAGGAUCCCCACGCAACGCGAGGGUUUGAUCUCCCCACCGGUGCCGGUGGAUGUGACCUACGUCUCACCCUUGGUCGGGAAUUGCCAUCAGUUGAAAGAGAUGCUCACCGCUGAGAGCAUGACCAUCAGCAAGCUGGUCUAUGUGGCCUUCAACCCAACACUGCUACCGCCUGAAGAGGCUUCUCCCAAUUUCACAGCGCUGCUUGAGACCUGGCGGGAAACGUCCUUCGACGUCUCCGACCGAAGCCUGCGGAGUUUUCUGCUGGCGCAGUGUUCCUUAAGAACGAUCUCCCAGUGGCUCCUCCCGCUGCACUAUCGCCUUUUGCACGUGGAGCACUUCUUGGCAGUUUAUGUGCACACGGCCUUUGACGCGUUGUUUCCGGCCACCAAUGAGAUGGAUGCAUGGCGUCAAGGAUGGUUUUGCUCACCGUUGUCCAAAUUUAUUUUUGGGUUGGAAAGCGCCACUGGAGCGCUACUGCCUUCAGCAGAGUUGGCUUCUCGCGCACUCUGCGGCCCAGGUACAUCGCUGGAUUGCGAGUGCCUGGUGCCCUACCAGGGCCUCCUUUGUCAAGAGACCUCCGUGGGCAAACAUCUACGGCCCUACCAGGCUGCAAUCCACUACAUUGUGGACGACACUCCGGAGCAUUUGCAAGAGCUCAUCUUCAGCCUCAAGAGUCUUUUCAAAGCCUUCAACGCUAAGCAUGACUACCCGGUGCUCAUUUUCCAUGAUGGACUGUCCUCGCAAAGCCGCCAACGGCUCCGGGCUGCGAGUCUGCAGCGGAUUUGGUUCUUCUCGGUGGGAGAGCAGUGGCUGCCAAAGGCACAGAUGCACAGCAGCUUUGGAUUGGGAUACAUGGCUCAGUCCCGCUUCCGCUCGCAGCCGCUCUUCGAUCAUCCUGCAGUGCAAGGUUUUGACUACUUGUGGUCCUUGGACAGCGACAGCCAUUUUCCGUCCCAAGUCAAGGUGGAUCCUUUCCUGGAGCUUCACCAGAACUCCCACAUCGUCAUGUCUUGGUCCUACAUGACCUCCACGUCACCCGCCUCGGUCCGAAAGCUUUGGGACUACACCAUGAUCUACGCCAUGAAGGAGCACAUUGAUCUAUGGUCCGAGAAGCUGAACGGCUCGGUCGGAUCGAGGGCAGAGACAUCGCACUUCAUCUCCAAGUUCUUGGUCUCCAAUGGCCUGAAAAGGAUGCCUGCAUGGAAUUACAAUGUGCUGAUGACUGAUUGCGAAGUCUUGCGGCUCUCCUUCUUCCGCAAAGCGCGGUAUCGGCACUACUUUGACUUUUUGGAUUCCAUGGAGGGCUUCUUUCGCCACCGCUGGGGCGACCAUGCCGUGCGCUCGUUGGGUCUGGCUUUGGCGCUCUGGGAGGAAGAUCGAAGCACCUGGCGCAUCGGUGCUGAGCCCAGGGUGAAGCAGAUGGAGCUGCCGUACGCUCAUCAGGACUUUUGUCAAUGCCAUGAUCGGAAGACCGGGCCUUGCCGUCCAAUCCAUGACCCCAAGCAGCAGAUUCUGCACAGCGAGCUGCAGGGCCUUCGCAAGAGGUUUUGGACUUGCGAGGUGAUCUUGGAUGCUGGAACGCACAAUCGAUAUGGACCUCAAAUCCAUGGCGACAAAGUCUACAAAGGUCAUAUCCCCUACCGCAACAGUCGCCUCACCAUGCUGUUGAAAGAUUCCUUGGGAGGAGACUCAAAGGCCUUGAUGUUCGUGAACGUCUCCAUGUGCUGCCAACAUCUUCCCGAAACCCUCUCCUCCCUGCGCUUUGCUGCAAAGGUACACGCAUGUGAAGUGGGCCUGCCUCGCCGGCAAUAG
Messenger RNA from Durusdinium trenchii, 4866 nucleotides. Lineage: Eukaryota; Dinophyceae; Suessiales; Symbiodiniaceae. The record is from the annotation of a GenBank genome assembly.